AUGAACGAAGCAGACAAAUUUGGUGGCUGGGAGAAAGUUAGAAACUUAGGAAAUGGAGGAUUUGGUAUUGUUGAUCUAUGGAAAAAGGGUGAUGAAGAAAUAGCCUUGAAGCAGAUUCGUGCAAGUGGAGAUAUUAACCAGACAGUAAUGGAAAGAUGGAAGAAGGAGAUUGAAAUCAUGAAAAGGCUUAGACAUAUAAAUGUCAUCACAGCUAAAGAGAUUCCAGUACCUCUGAAAAUUCUGAGUCAAAACUUACCAAUUUUGGCCAUGGAAUAUUGUUCAAAAGGAGAUCUCAGGAAGGUAAUAUCAAAAACAUGUAAUGGACUGAAAGAAAUUGAAGUUCUACAGUUUUCAAAAGAUGUUAGCUCUGCUGUCGAAUAUCUUCACUCUCAAAGGAUUGUCCACAGAGAUCUGAAGCCUGAAAACAUAGUCUUACAGGAAAUGGAUGCUAAAAUCAUCUAUAAACUGAUUGAUCUUGGCUAUGCUAAAGAUCUUGAUCAGGACAGCAUUUGCAACUCAUUUGUUGGAACUUUACAAUAUUUGGCUCCAGAACUAUACCAACAGCAAAGCUAUACGCACACUGUGGAUUAUUGGUCACUAGGGACGGUUAUUUUUGAGAUCAUCACUGGUUUCCGUCCAUUUUUACCAAACAUGCCUCCAGUUAAAUGGUUUGAAAUUGUAAAGGACAAAAAAGAUGAGGACAUUUCUGUAUUGCAAGAAAAUGGCAAAAAUGUAUUCUCUAGUGAAUUACCAGUUCAUAUCCAUCUUUGCGAGCCUCUGAAGCAAGCCUUCCAGAAAUGGUUGAAGACAAUGCUAACAUGGGAUCCAACAAUCCGUGGUUUUGACCAUCAAGAAAAGGGCAAGAAAGAAAAGUGCUUUAUUCAUCUAGAAAAGAUUCUGGAAAUGAAGAUCCUCUCUUUCUAUUACGUGAUGGAAAACACAAUGCUACAUUAUCCAUUGGCCCAAGAUCAAACCUUUGAAGAUGUACAAAACCUCAUCUUUGCUAGAACAAAAAUUCCCAUAGAAGAACAAGAAAUUUUCUUGGUUGAUGGUAAAGAACCCAAGAAAUAUGAAAUGGCUAAAAAUAUCUUGAGCCAAAAUAAUGUUCAUGGAGAGACUUAUCCUUUAUUCUUGUUUCAAAAAAACAAUAUUCCACUGAAACAAGACAUUCAUUUUCGAGCAUUACCUCCCAAAGUUCAUUUUAUGCAUGCAAAUGACUCGCAUUCAUAUCCAAUUAAGGCGAUCUGGGAAGAGGCUGUGUAUCAUUGUGAACAGAUCUUAUUUGACUGUGAUAAUUUGAUGAACUGCCACAAGGCCUGCUGGUCAGCAAAAAUGAUGGUUCAGCAAGAAUGUUCCAAAGCUCAUGAUAAUUUGAAUUGUCUUAUUCAAAAUUUGACAGCAAAGGUUGAAUUUUUCCUCCUAAGUUUACGACAUAAUGUAAAAAAGUAUCAAGAGCAAGCAGAAGGAGGAAUUUCAAGUCACAGCUUAAUUAGCAGUUGGCAUGACAAAGAAACAGAAGCAGUAGCUAUUCAGCAUUCUAUUCAAAAAUGUAAGAUGUGGCUUGAAGCAAAGAAUAUUCACACCAAAAAAGUUUGUUCUUUAUUUGUUGUCAAACAUUUUGACAACUUGAAACGAGAGGUGAAUGCUGCUAAAAGUCUCUACAUCAAGAAAAAUUACUCUGAUGAAGAGCAGAAAACCAUGAAACGAUUAUUUCUAAAUUGUAUUGAAUGCCAAAAAGAAAUAUUCAAUGUAGUUCAUAAGCAGCUAAUAGAAUACAGACAAGCACGGCUGGAGCAUCUGAACAAUCUCAAUGAAGCAAAUCAACAUAUUGCUCACCUGCAAAAGUAUAGCUCCAGUAUAACAACUCUACAGAAAAAUCUCCAAGUCAGCAUUUGGAAGUUGAUUGAAGUUGUUCUUAAGAAGUCAACAACAAAUUCCCAGUAUUAUUCCAAUAUGGAAGAUGGGCAAUUUUUAUCUCGAAAUUCUGUGGAAUCCUUGCAAGUUCUUCAAGAUUGUUCAAGCAUACAAAAUGACUUUCUGCAAUUGAUGUCUGAUUUGCAAUUAAUUAUUGAUUCGUCAUAA
Molecule: messenger RNA, 2082 nt
Organism: Acanthosepion pharaonis
Lineage: Eukaryota; Metazoa; Mollusca; Cephalopoda; Sepiida; Sepiidae
Source: the annotation of a GenBank genome assembly